GGCGGGGCGAUUGGGGUCACGUGAUGCGGGCGUGCAGGCAGCGCGGGCGCUGCUGGGAAUAGAGCGGGAGGGGCGCGCGCGCGCGCUAGAGGGCGGCGGUUGACGGCGUCACCUCAGAUAUAAUCUUCUGCAAUGAAUAAACGGAAGUUAAAGGAGAGCGGCGGUACAGAUGGGGAAUGCAUCUCGCAGGUGCAAAAAAUGCUACGUGAAAGACUGUGUCACCAUCAUGCUAUGGGAAAAUUGUUUGGGAUGGAUCAGCAGUACAAGCAUCUGCUGGAACUGCUGAAGCAAACUGCAGUUCAUGGAGAAAGUAAUUCUGCCCUCAUUAUUGGACCCCGUGGAUCAGGAAAGACUGCGUUAUUGAAUCGCGUCUUAAAAGAGCUCAGAGAAAUGAAGCAAGUGAAAGAGAACCUCUUGGAAGUUCAUCUGAAUGGGCUUUUGCAGACAAAUGAUAAAGUGGCCUUGAAAGAAAUCACCAGGCAGCUGCACCUGGAAAAUGUGGUUGGGGAUAAAGUUUUUGGCAGUUUUGCAGAAAAUCUUGUGUUUCUCCUUGAAGCUUUAAGGAAAGGAGACAGAACCAGCAGCUGCCCAGUCCUGUUUGUGCUGGAUGAAUUUGACUUGUUUGUGCAUCACAAGAACCAGACGCUUCUGUACAACCUGUUUGAUGUAUCCCAGUCAGCACAGACUCCAGUAACCGUUAUUGGACUCACAUGCAGGCAGGAUAUUCUGGAGCUCUUGGAGAAGAGAGUGAAAUCGAGGUUCUCUCACCGACAGAUCUACUUGAUGAAUUCCUUUACUUUUAAGCAGUACAUUAGGAUAUUCAAGGAGCAGCUUUCUCUUCCUGCUGACUUUCCUGACAAGGCUUUUGCACAGAAAUGGAAUAGCAACGUUCAGCUUCUAUCAGAAGACAAAGCUGUUCAAGAUGUACUGCAGAACCUCUUUCGCUACAGCAAAGACCUGCGUUCGCUCCAUUUCCUGCUGAUGCUUGCUCUAAGUAAUGUUACUGUUCGUCACACUCUUAUCACCGCAUCAGAUCUUCAGGAGGCAAGCAAGCAGUACAGGAUGGACUCGAAAGCAAAUAUUGUCCAUGGUUUGUCUGUCCUGGAAAUCUGCCUAAUUAUAGCUAUGAAACACUUAAAUGAGGUUUAUGAAGGAGAGCCAUUUAACUUCCAGAUGGUUUACAAUGAAUUUCAGAAGUUCAUCCAAAGGAAGGCACACUGCAUGUACAACUUCGAAAAGCCCGUCGUUAUGAAGGCAUUUGAACACUUACUGCAGCUGGAAUUAGUGAAGCCCAUAGAGAGGCCGUCGGUGCGUUCUCAGCGAGAGUACCUCUUAAUGGAGCUGCUUUUGGACAACAACCAAAUCAUGGAUGCUUUGCAGGCGUAUCCCAACUGCCCCACAGACGUCAAGCAGUGGGCAGCGUCGUCGCUGAGUUGGUUGUGAACGUCUGGAACCUCACAGCACACUGCAUCAGGACAUGUGGAGGUAACUGCAGUCUCUGCGGGAUGUCACACCCCCAAUCCGGGGGUCAGAUGAAUAAAUUUUUGCAAGGAGGUUU
Tympanuchus pallidicinctus (lesser prairie-chicken) is the source of this 1558-nucleotide messenger RNA. RefSeq names its product origin recognition complex subunit 4 (gene ORC4). Gene Ontology annotation, molecular function: DNA replication origin binding; ATP hydrolysis activity. NCBI's taxonomy places the organism in Eukaryota, Metazoa, Chordata, Aves, Galliformes, Phasianidae. The transcript is spliced from 14 exons. Gene Ontology annotation, biological process: DNA replication initiation; DNA replication. Gene Ontology annotation, cellular component: nuclear origin of replication recognition complex; nucleus. The record is from RefSeq and is a predicted model, not a curated record. Bases 133 to 1443 code for a protein of 436 amino acids.